Molecule: messenger RNA, 2003 nt
Organism: Loxodonta africana (African savanna elephant)
Lineage: Eukaryota; Metazoa; Chordata; Mammalia; Proboscidea; Elephantidae
Product: mucosal pentraxin-like
Exons: 2
Coding region: 1-660 (219 amino acids)
Biological process (GO): innate immune response
Molecular function (GO): complement component C1q complex binding
Source: RefSeq, a predicted model, not a curated record
AUGGAGAAGCUUCUUCUGGGUGUGCUGUUCCCCACCAUUCUGUCAGGAGCUGUGACACAUUCAGAUCUGAGAGGAAAGGCGUUUAUCUUCCCUCAAGAAUCAGACACAGCCUAUGUAUCCCUGAUCCCAAGGGUGAAGAGGCCACUGCAGAACUUCACAUUGUGCCUGAAGGCCUUCACAGACCUCACCCGUCCUUACAGCCUCUUCUCCUACAGCACUCAGUCACAGGCAAAUGAGCUUCUUCUUUUUGUGAACAAAAUGGGAGAGUACAUUCUGUACAUUGGGAAUGUUGGAGCCACUUUCAAGGCCCCAGAGUCACCUUAUGCUCCAAUCCGUGUCUGUGCCACCUGGGAGUCUGCCUCUGGAAUUGCCGAACUCUGGGUGAAUGGGAAACCACUGGGGAGGAAGGGUCUGAAGAAGGGGUACUCUGUGGGGGCAGAGGCAAAGAUUAUCUUGGGACAAGAGCAGGAUUCCUUUGGGGGGAAAUUUGAUGCAAAACAAUCUUUGGUUGGGGAGAUAUGGGAUGUGUCUUUGUGGGACCGCGUGCUCUCCCUAAAGGAGGUGGGUGCCUCGCGUUACAAUGGCAAUGUACUAAAUUGGCAGGCCCUGCAUUAUGAAGCCUCUGGAUAUGUGGUGAUUAAGCCCAAGGUGUGGGUUUGAGCCUUGCUCUCUUCAGACAUGAUUUGUGUUUAGUGAUAAUCAAAAAUAUCAUUUGGAAUUAAAUGCAUUGAUUUUAUUAAUUUCGCCUCUGUUAAGAUGAUGUAAAUUACGUAAAGAAAACAAGGGAUAGGUAGGCCCUCAACAUACAUGCUUUAUUGUAUUGUUGCAAAAAUCACUUCAGGUGAAUUGCACCAUAAUUCUCUGUAGCACCAAACUAUAUGUACUCAAGGAAACACACUCCUUUCAGCAUUGGGUUCCAAUCUUACAGUGACCUACACAGCUGUGAGGAGGUCCUAUGGGGGUUCUGUAUACUCAAACUCAGCAAUCUAUAAAGAUGACAUGGCAUCUGAAGGGAAGGGACUUUUAAGAAUGGGCUACUAUAGUGAGCAGGAUCCCCAUAGAGAUUCUCGAAAUUAGCACUUCUCAGAAGCAGGGUUGUGAGAGUGUUUCCUUUGCACUUUACCCAGAAAGGACUCAGGAACCCCAGAUAAGGCAAAAAUAAACUUCCCUGGAAGCCCUUCUUCACACAGGCAAUGUCUAUAAAAACAUGUAUUUCCUUCUCAGUCCUUCCAACAUCAGGGAUUCCUAAGUCUGUUAUUUGACAUGCACUUCCGACGCAUCUUCAAUGGGGGACAUUUGGACUGUUCUUAGUGGAGAGUAGAGUGAUGGGUGGGAGAUACGGAUUGAUCUCUACUUACAACAACUCUUACGGACAGAAAGACUUCUGGCAAGUUUUGCCUACUUUUUUUUCCAGACCAAAUCCUAAAGUUUUUAAACUUUCUUACAUAUCAAGAUAACCUUCCCUUUAAGAAAACAAUAAAAUUAGGAGAACUAGAAGAUUCCCAGACUCUUCUUGUCUAGAAAAAUGUUUAAACCUGGAGUUUAAAAUAGGCACCCAACUGUUCAUAGAAAAUGAUCAAUGUAAUGAUGAAGAAUCAGAGAAGAAUAAGGUAUCAAGUAAAAUUCUACAUAGAAAGAAAUAAAUAUCAUUGGACUAAUUUCUAGAUAUGAGAUAGCAAGGUUAGUAAGGAUGUGGGAUUAAUACAUUUAUUUUCAAAAAGACCUUCAGAUAUCCCUAUGCUUGUGAAUACAGUAUAGCUGAUGUGCUACCCCACAGAAAGCACAGAUAACUACAACAAAAUUCAGCUGCUGGAUGUGACCAUGUUCCUUACUAACCAUGUGAAUAUAUGGGUGGUCAAGACUCACCGAGGGCACAGUUCUAAUGUGAUCCUCAACAAAAUUGAAAAGAACAGCAUUUCAUAGAUCUCCAAGAUAGGUGAGAAUCUUGAAAGCUGAUAACAUUUCUUUUGGAAUGUUAAGGGUCCGUUACUCUUGUCACUGCC